Molecule: messenger RNA, 420 nt
Organism: Helicoverpa zea (corn earworm)
Lineage: Eukaryota; Metazoa; Arthropoda; Insecta; Lepidoptera; Noctuidae
Gene: Ccdc56
Product: cytochrome c oxidase assembly factor 3, mitochondrial
Exons: 1
Coding region: 1-273 (90 amino acids)
Biological process (GO): mitochondrial respiratory chain complex IV assembly
Cellular component (GO): mitochondrial inner membrane
Source: RefSeq, a predicted model, not a curated record
AUGGGUGACUCCAAUACCAGCUUCAAGCCGAAGAUCAACAGUACGGCUCAAGACCCAGUACUUAAAUCGGCUGAAAUUGCUUAUAUGAAGUUAAUAGAGCAGAAAAACCGAGAACGCGUACAAAAGUUGCAACAGAUUGCGAAGAAAAACAGAAUCACCGGACUUGCUCUUGGUGGCGGAGUACUGAGUGUGUAUUUGUACUCAAUAUUCGCAGUCAAACAAGAAACCUUCCUCGACGACUUUGAAGAGCCCGUCAAAGUGCAACAGCCCUAAAAUGGCCGCAGCGAAGAAAGCUUUACAGAUAAGAUUACCUCCUCUACCAAGUAUUAAAGACAUUAUUCGGCUGUACAAACUUCGUGCUCUUCGCGAACUGUCUCAGAACUUCCUCAUGGAACCUCGCAUUAUAGACAAAAUAGUCAA